UGUUCUAGGUUAUGGUAUUACCAACCUGGGAGGGGGGGAAAUUAACAAAAUUAAAAAAUAAAUAACUAAAGUGGGAGACUCAACAUUCUCCUGCUGUAUUUUAUUUUCUUGUGUUGAAGUCAGGAGAGGACUUCGACCUUUGAGUUGUUUGCAAUGACUCUCAAAUUGUAUUUGGAUUUUUUGUCGCAGCCCUCGCGGGCUUUGUAUAUUUUUUUCAAGAUUAAUAAAGUGCCUUUUGAGUUGUUUCAAGUCGCAUUGCAGAAAGGUGAACACUUUAGCGAGGAGUUUAAAACGAAUUUGAACCGUUUUCAAAAAGUGCCUUUCAUUCACGAUGCCGAUUUCAGACUCACUGAAAGUGUGGCCAUUAUUCGGUACGUUUCUAAGGUGCACAACAUCGACAACAACUGGUACCCCAAAGAGACCAAAGCCCAAGCCCGCGUUGACGAAUACCUCGAAUGGCAGCACAACAACACCAGGGCCUUCUGUGCCCUCUACUUCCAGCGAAAGUGGCUCUUUCCCAGGCUCACUGGACGAAAAACAACUCCCGAAACCAUGCAAAAAUACGAAGACAACAUGAAUACGUGUUUGGACCAAAUUCAAAAUAUUUGGUUGGCUGACACCCCUUAUUUGUGUGGAGACCGAAUUUCGGUGGCUGAUAUUUUCGCCGCUUGCGAAAUCGAACAACCAAGAAUUGCGGGAUUUGAUCCGACUGAAGGAAGACCGGUUUUAAGUGCGUGGAUUAAUCGCGUGAGGAGCGAAGCAAGCCCCUUCUACGAGGAAGCACAUGUCCUUUUGAAUAAAUUGGUACAAAAGGGGGGAAAUGCGAAAUUGUGAAGCAACUUCGCGCUUGUUUUUAAACUUGAGCUACCAUCUGUCAAGUUGUUUGAUCUACUGUGAAAAUUGUGAAUAAAUAUUUCAGUAAUUCAACGGGCUUUGUGUAAUAAUUAAACGAAUUCAAGUUUUAUUUCAA
Tribolium madens (black flour beetle) is the source of this 970-nucleotide messenger RNA. It is a transcript of the gene GstT3, whose product is annotated as glutathione S-transferase theta-1. Gene Ontology annotation, cellular component: cytoplasm. NCBI's taxonomy places the organism in Eukaryota, Metazoa, Arthropoda, Insecta, Coleoptera, Tenebrionidae. Gene Ontology annotation, molecular function: glutathione transferase activity. Bases 154 to 834 code for a protein of 226 amino acids. The record is from RefSeq and is a predicted model, not a curated record. The transcript is spliced from 4 exons. Gene Ontology annotation, biological process: glutathione metabolic process.